Messenger RNA from Rotaria sordida, 450 nucleotides. The record is from the annotation of a GenBank genome assembly. Lineage: Eukaryota; Metazoa; Rotifera; Eurotatoria; Philodinida; Philodinidae.
AUGACACAAAAUUCUCCAUCGAAAUUUAUUUUACUUCAUCCAAUUGAAAAUCAUCGAACGACAUGUCAAAAAACGAAAAAUACAACACAAAAUAUAAGUACUAAUACUGAUGAUAUACAAUUCAAUCAUGAUAUAUCUACUAAUACACCAAAUUAUGCUGAACAAAUGGCUACAGCAUUAGAUAAUGGUAAUACUGCUGAAGAAAUUGUUCAAAUGCUUAUGCAAAAUGAAGCUUCUGAAUCUUAUUGGAAAUUAAUAAGUGAACGCCGAAAACAAGCUAUUGAAGAAACAGUUGUUGAAAAUGAACAAUUACAUAAUGUUAUUGAUGAUUUGAGUAAAGAAAAUGAACAACUUCGUGCUUUGUCUGAUCAUUGUGAUUAUUUACAAAAUGUUCUCAAUUCAUUUACUAAUGAACAUGAUAGUCUUCUUGAUGAUAGUUCUACCAAUUGA